Messenger RNA from Pollicipes pollicipes, 2339 nucleotides. Its product is annotated as proteoglycan 4. NCBI's taxonomy places the organism in Eukaryota, Metazoa, Arthropoda, Thecostraca, Pollicipedomorpha, Pollicipedidae. The coding region runs from base 11 to 1807 and encodes 598 amino acids. The transcript has 3 exons. Gene Ontology annotation, cellular component: extracellular matrix. The record is from RefSeq and is a predicted model, not a curated record.
GUCAGACAGGAUGGCGUGGACCCAGAUGCUGCUGCUGCUGGCAGCGGCGUGCGCGCUAGCGGGCGGCGAGCCGCAGAAGGGUUACAGCUACCCGGUGCCGGAGAACGGUCUGUACCUGCCGCCGCCACCGGACAAGGGCGGCCCCAUCAACCCGGGCGGGUCGAACACCGUCGACAUCGGUAUCGAGUUGCCGCGCGACACCACGCCCCGGCCGGCAACCACGCGGCCGCCGCGCACCUUCCGCCCGCGCACCACCAGCGCGCCACGCAGGCCCGCCACCAGGCGGCCGCCGGCGACUCGGCGACCGGUGGCGACCACCGAGCGGCCGUACCAACCGCCGGCGACUAGCCGGCCGGUGGUUACCACCCAGCGGCCGGUGGUUACCAGGAGACCGGUGCCGUCUCGGAGGCCGGCGGUGACCACCCAGCAGCCGUACCGACCCCCGGCCACGCGCCGACCCGUGGUUACCCGGCGUCCGGCGGUUACCACGAGGCGUCCGGCGCCCACUCGUCGUCCCGUGGUUUCCACUGAGCGGCCUUACCGGCCCCCGGCGACUCGCAGACCGGUGGUUACCACCCCAAGGCCUGUGAUUACCCGGCGUCCGGCGAUUACCCGGCGUCCGGCUGUUACCACGAGGCGUCCAGUGCCCACUCGUCGUCCGGUGGUUACCACUGAGCGGCCUUACCAGCCUCCGUCGACUCGCAGGCCAGUGGUUACCACCGGGCGGCCCUACCAGCCACCGGCGACUCGCAGGCCGGUGGUCACCACCAGGCGUCCUGUGGUUACUCAGCGACCCGUGGCUACCACCAGACGCCCCGUACCCACUCGCCGCCCUGCACCCACUCGCCGCCCCGCACCCACUCGCCGCCCCGCACCCACUCGCCGCCCCGCACCCACUCGCCGCCCCGUACCCUCCCGUCGUCCAGUGGUCACCACCCAGCAGCCGUACCGGCCGCCGGCGACCCGUCGCCCUCGGCCCACUCCGGGCCGCCCCAUCACUACGCCCCGGCCAAGCUACAUCCCUCCCAACCCGCUGAUCCCGGAUGGCACUGGCCCCAACGGAGGUCGCGUGCCCUUCCCUACCACCCGAGCUCCUGUGGUCACCACCCGCCGUCCCAUCCCAACCAGGGGGCCUAGCAUCACCACCCGCCGUCCCGUCCCAACCAGGAGGCCUAGCAUCACCACCCGCCGCCCCGUCCCAACCAGAAGACCCAUCAUCACCACUGGCCGUCCCGUCACCACCAGGAGGCCCAUCAUCACUACUGGCCGUCCCGUCACCACCAGGAGGCCCAUCAUCACUACUGGCCGUCCCGUCACCACCAGGAGGCCCAUCAUCACUACUGGCCGUCCCGUCACCACCAGAAGGCCCAUCAUUACCACUCGUCGCCCCAUCCCCACCAGGAGGCCCGCUAUCACCACUGGCCGUCCCGUCACCACCAGAAGGCCCAUCAUCACCACUGGUCGCCCCGUUCCCACCAGGAGACCCGCUAUUACCACUGGCCGUCCCGUCACCACUCGAAGGCCUGUUAUCACCACCGGAAGACCGUCCGUCACCAGAAGACCCGGUGUCACCACCCCCGCACCGUCCGGCUCCGGCUCGACGAUGAUGCACAUGUCUCGUCCGUACGAGUUCGGCUACGACGUCGACGACUCGAACACCGACAACGCCUUCAGCCAGAAGGAGACGAGCGACGGCAUGGUCAUCACCGGCGAGUACCGCUGGAAGAUGCCUGACGGCCGCACCCAGAUCGUCACCUACCUGGCCGACUGGGCCAAGGGCUACUACGCCGACAUCCGCUACGAGUAGCCGAAGCGGCGGCGGUUCAAGUGCGUGACGGUGCGAGCGGGAGCGCCUGCGGUGGCGACGCUCACGUGCGUGACUUUGCCAUUGCGAUUUCUGUGAUACCAAAGCCGCGGCCGAAGCCCGCGGCGCCGACUCAAGAUCCUGGUAUUGCGCGUGUGCGCCGAUGGCCGGUGUUUUGUUGCGGGUGCGAGAAGUGGGAGAGAAUCAGGCUGGAGGGCUUCGAGGAUGAGAAGGUUGCGGAGCGGGUGCGUGGGAAGGCGUGUGACCUAUUGAUGCGAGCCACUGAGCGGUGUGAGCGUCACGUUCUAUGUAUAUAUUCAGAGUGUGAUCUUUUGUUUCGAUUGGCAGAAUGAGCGAUGCUUUUAGAUUUAUGAGAUCGUUCGUCAUUGGCAUACUUAUUUGGUCGACGUCAGUGGUAGAAUGCCCGUAAGUGCUGCACAUGGUGACUGUAUUCUUGGCCUUCAUUCCUCCUCUUGUGAAUAGUUGUAUAUUCCUUGCUAAAUAAUACAAACGGGAACACCAGCUCCCAACUCUC